This is a messenger RNA of Phyllopteryx taeniolatus (common seadragon), 2961 nucleotides long. RefSeq names its product tyrosine-protein phosphatase non-receptor type 7-like. NCBI's taxonomy places the organism in Eukaryota, Metazoa, Chordata, Actinopteri, Syngnathiformes, Syngnathidae. Gene Ontology annotation, biological process: protein dephosphorylation. Gene Ontology annotation, molecular function: protein tyrosine phosphatase activity. The record is from RefSeq and is a predicted model, not a curated record. Bases 914 to 2203 code for a protein of 429 amino acids. The transcript has 15 exons.
GGUUAGUCUUCCUUCCCUCAUCCCAAGAGAGAGAAGAGCGCAGUUACUCCAUUCACGCUCAUGCUCCUUGCCGAGGGGAACGUGCAGCCUUGGAUAGUUGUGUACAUUUGCAAGUGUGGUGCAGAGAAGGAAGUGGCUGACAAUGUCGAAAAACAGCCUUCGAGAGGAGCGCAUGUCAAAAGAAGCGACUUGAAGGGUCACAGGUGAGCUUGAGCCUACCCCAGCUGACUUUGGGUUAAGACAUUUGCUGGUGGCCUCUUUCUGUUGAUGGUGAAGACCGAUCCUAAGACCAACAAUGUGCUGACCGUCACAUCAUCAUCAUGGUUGGCAAGUAGCUGGUGUUUGUUGGAUGAAGCUUCCUUGAAACCAACAAAGUGUAGCAGAGGGUGAUGAGGCACUAAGGCCCUGGUUGAGGAACACAGGUGGGCUGGAGAAGACAAGGCAGAGAGCUGGUGAAUACUGUGUACCACGUGUCAAGUGGUCUGGAAAGGAUGGGCAGCGGACGCAGAAAACCAGCUGGAGGACAUCUUGCUACGGGCACACACUGCGCAUGCUGAGACAAAUUCCUAAUGUCCCUGCCACCAGAACCGUUGGGAAAUGAGGAAAAAUGUCCGACUGACCCCUGGAUGGCAAGCGACUCUUGAAGUGUGUCCCCACCUCAACACUUCUGGAUGCAAGGCAAUUGGAACAAACAACUUGCCAUCAGGAACCCCUCCCAGAGCCUGGAUGUCCCUCACCACCUUCUUCUCUAUCUCCCACUGAAGUGCUCCCACCACCCGUGUCCCAGGUAGAAUAGUCUCCACAACAGGCUGUACAGCAGAUGGACCUUGCAGCCUAAACAAGGCGUCGGGUUUACUGUUUCGACCCGGGGCGCAUGGCGUUGUGACAACUGGCAUCACCACACGUGGUCAUCAUGGCGGGCGCAUGCUCAUUCUCCAAACACGCAGAUGAGCCGACAAUCCCCCCCCGUAAAGCGUCUAUUCACCUCCAGGAGAGGCGAGGCUCCAAUAUUUCACUACUGUUGGAUGUCAACAGCCUGGGUGUAGAGCCUGUGUGCUCCGUGUCCACCCCCAAGGAGGUGUGGCUUCGGCUGCUUCACACCUCCUCCCGGCUGCUUACACAUGCGCUCCUGCAGCAGGCCGCCGCUGACGCCAACGCACUCGAUGCCGAGUACCAGAGCAUCCCGCCAAACUUUGUAAGUCCGUCGGACCUUGACGUUCCAGGACACACAAUCAAGGACCGAUACAAAAGCAUCCUUCCCAACUCUGAGAGUCGUGUCAUUCUGACCUGUGCAGAAGAAGAGGCGAGGCCUAACAGCUACAUCAACGCCAACUACAUCCGGGGUUACCGAAGCAUUCCGAAGGCCUACAUCGCCACACAAGGGCCAAUGGUACACACUGUGGGAGACUUCUGGGACAUGGUUUGGCAGGAAAGGAGCCGCAUCAUUGUCAUGGUAACCAGGCUGAAGGAGACCAACGAGAAGUGUGAGAGGUACUGGCCUCAGCCCAGCAACCACAGGAGUGAGGAGGAGGUGGAGGGAGCAACCAGUCAAUUUGGUCGAUUCCAGUUGCGAGUCACAGACAGUCAAGACAAAGAGGGCUUCACUGUAACUGACAUGGAGAUACAGUGUGUGUUCUGUUGGGAACGCCGUCCGGUCAGACACUACUGGUUCACGUCAUGGCCCGACCACUGUGUCCCACAAUGCACUGCUCCUCUGCUGCGACUGGUGGAAGAGGUGGAGUCAUACAGAGCGUCCCUCCGAGCAGCCAGCUCUCAGCCAACCACAGGCACCAACCACCAGUUUGGUCCAAUCGUUGUCCACUGCAGCGCCGGUAUCGGGAGGACGGGUUGCUUUAUUGCCAGCAGCAUCGGUUGUCAGCAGCUGCGUCAAACGGGUUGCGUGGACGUUCUGGAGACGGUGUGUCAGCUUCGGUUGGACAGGGGGGGGAUGAUCCAAACUCCUGAGCAGUACCAGUUUCUAUACACCGCUCUGGCCCAAUUCAGUUCACAGCUGCAUCACAAACAGCACAAGCAGGAACAGGAGAAUGCAGAAGAGCAGGUGAGUGAACAGAUGAAGAAGCUCCAACUGGAGCGGACACAACUUUCAGAGCCGACAUCGGGUGUCAGGUCACACAAAGAACCUGAGCCCAGAAGAACUCAUGGUACAGAUCAUACAGAUGCAGUAGGUAGAACCCACAGGUAGAUAUUAUACAGAGGCUGAAGGAAAACCAAGAUAAACCUGCAGGGACAGAGCAUACAGAGGCUGACGGGAAACUGGAUCUUUUGGUUCUUUCACUGGACUGAGAAUCUUCAAGAGAGGCACUCAGAACCUUGCUGGAGAGAACUAUGAAGAAAAUGUGUGUAAACAAUCAAAAAUUAAUUUAUUUUUUUGUGAUUGUUUUUGUGUUUUCUGUCCAUUUUGAAGAAGCUUAAGCAGUUUAUCUUGUUUCACGUGAGCUGGUUCCCAGCCAAUCGUAGGGUACAUAUAAACAAACAAUCAUUCACACUCACAUUCAUACCUACGGGCAAUUUAGAGUCUCCAAUCAACCUAACAUGCAUGUUUUGGGGAUGUGGGAGGAAACUGGAGUACCCGGAGAAAACCAGCUGAGUUGGAAAAUGUAUGUUUUAUACAUACCAAAUAUUACUUCUAUUAGUUUAUACAACCUUCACAUGCUUUAUUGUUCCAUGUUGUGACUGCUAGCUGUUUUCCGGCCAUGCUAUGCAUCCUAGUUGUUCCCAGCCAUGUUGUGACUACUAGCUGUUUUUCAAUAAAAAUAAGUUGAGUGCAGCUGGACAAAGAUCAUUGUUUUGCUUUCCUUUUCUUCUCUGUCUCUCUCACUUCUGUGUAAUGGAGGUGAUUGUUUGCUUGGACUUCAGUAAGGGGUAACAACUCGUAAGACUCUUUUCCUCUCCUUGCAAAGACUUUUCUUUUUUCCUUGUAAUAAAAACCCACAAAGACAA